Messenger RNA from Cuscuta epithymum, 1004 nucleotides. The record is from the annotation of a GenBank genome assembly. Lineage: Eukaryota; Viridiplantae; Streptophyta; Magnoliopsida; Solanales; Convolvulaceae.
AUUCCAUCCAUCGACAUUCAUCUCUUUCUCUCGCACCCUCUCUCUCCGUUCUUUCACUUCUCCUUUCAUCCCCAUCUGGAAAACUCUACUCCAUCUCCGUCGAUUAAUCUGCAGUCAUCCCACCCACACACCCAUUGAAAGCUUGAAAGCCAAGAAUGGCCGAAAAAUCGAUAGAUUUGUGCAUGCAUAAUGAUUUGAAUGGUGUGGUGGUUGAGGACUCAGAGGAUUCUUCCGGAUGGGCCGAUUCCGCUCGUGAGGCUGAGAUAUCUUCCGGCUUUGUCCCUGACUCUGAGAUCUCUUCUGGCUUCGUCCCUGACUCUGAGAUCUCUUCUGGCUUCGUCCCUGACUCUGAGAUCUCUUCUGGCUUCGUCCCUGACUCUGAGAUCCCUUCUGACUUCGUCCCUGACUCAGAGAUCUUGCCCGGAUUUGUCCCUGAGGUGGAGAUCUUGCCGGAUUUCAUCCCGAAUUCUGAGCUCCAGUUGGUCCCGGUUUCUGAGAAUGAAGUAGGAUUGAAAGGAAGAAAACGGUUGAGAUCUGAGCAUUUGGACCGAAGAGGUGAAGCCUCCAAUGACAGUUUCAUUGACAUCUACCUUCGGCCAGUGCAUAUAACAAAUCUGGAGUAUUUUCCACCUGCAUCCGCUCAUGCUGACCCGGACCCUAAAGUUCAAGAAAGAGUGGACGCAUGGGUUUCAAUGUGGCUGCCCCUUCCCAAAAAAUAAAGUCAAUUGUAGGUAGUGGUAGAGGUUUCCUCCCGCAUUUUGCAGCAAACUGUCUGUCAACAAUUAAAGCUAAUGCAGAUUUUAUUCCUUUGGCCAGCUUACCAUUUGUGGAAUUAGUCAGAAGAACUUGCAAGAUCCGCUGCUUUGCUUCAUUAGAUAGCCUUUUUUUGUGCGUUGUUUGAAGAAUUUCAGAAACUUCCAUGUUGCUUUUUGUGAUGAUUUACGACUGCCUCUUGUAAUAGGUGUUGCUUUAUAUAGAGCUCUGGCUUAUUUAAAGUGUUUAAA